Messenger RNA from Brienomyrus brachyistius, 2811 nucleotides. RefSeq lists its product as uncharacterized. NCBI's taxonomy places the organism in Eukaryota, Metazoa, Chordata, Actinopteri, Osteoglossiformes, Mormyridae. The coding region runs from base 239 to 1849 and encodes 536 amino acids. Gene Ontology annotation, molecular function: POU domain binding; DNA binding. Gene Ontology annotation, biological process: regulation of gene expression. The record is from RefSeq and is a predicted model, not a curated record. The transcript is spliced from 12 exons. Gene Ontology annotation, cellular component: nucleus.
CCGCAUGCUGAUUUACCGCCUGGGACUUACAGGUGAGAUGCUCAGAGGGAGCCCAUCUCCACUUAUUGCCUCAUGCUAACAUACUGAAUGCAUAACAUUUAGAAAUCAAUAGCCGCUUUUUCUUACGUGGGCUUCAUUCUCAAGUCUUCAUCCCAAGCAGUUAUUAAAAUAGCAGAAUUCGCAGGGGACCGAUAAUACUGGCUGAAGAUCCAAUCGAGGGACAAUUUGUUCUUGAAAAAUGCACGAACAGGGACAGGAUGUGGGUGUCCGAGGUGAUGCUUUUUACCCCAGCGAUUGUUCGCCGCUGUCAGGAGAACCUGCUACGUCCAAAAGCGAACCAGACUCGCCGCUUUGCGCCUCCAGCCAGACGAAGAACUUGGGGGAAGACGACGCUUUGUCAGGGGAGACGCGAAACUCCCAAAAAGGUUGUAAAAUCUCAGAGCCUAAACCUGAGAAACGGUACUUGGGAGUCCGUGUGAGAAUGCCAGUCAGGGACAUGCUUAGACGGAUACGCAUCGCCAAGGGGGUGGACCCGGCAGCACUGCAGGGCACCACAGGAAAAACGUCGAAAGGCUCAGGGGAAAAGAAACGGGUACCUUCGAGUGGAGAUCGCCGCAGUAGGGCGAAUAAAAAACAAAUCAAAAGCCUGGAGGACCUGGCCAUUAUCGUGGAAGUGCUAGAGGAAGACCUCAAAGCCAGCAGAAGGAGAUGCCCUGAAAGGGCCUUUUCGGCAGCCAUCUUCUCUGGGUGGGAGGAAGACUUUAGAGGGGAGGAUUUCCCCUGUCAAAACCAAAUGUUCAAACACAGUCAUAGAUCGAGCCCAGCUGUGAUGCAGGAGAGCCCAACGCCCUCAGAGGUCUCUCCAACAAGCCCCACAAAUCAAGCAUGGAGCUUCUCUCCAAAUCCAAUGAACACAGAAGACAUGGUCCCCUCUCCCACCGUUUGGGGCAGCCUUUACAGUGACGACUCGGAGGAAAGGUUCCCCAGCCCCCAACCAGCCAUGGCCCUCCCAAACAGCCAUGCCAAAUGGCUGGGACCAUCACCCCCAGACUCCUCCCCUAACAGCCCCCAAGACCUCCGUAGGGAGCGUCUCCAGGACCAGGGAGUCUUCCCCACCAGCUGGGCCAGUCAGUUGGCUAGUGACUGGGAUGGAAUGUCUUUUUUCUUGUUCCAGCUGCAGAAGCAGGAGUCACUGCUAAGGGGAGUUCCUGAGAAGGAGCUCCUGGCCACGGAUGACAAGGGAAGAACCACAGCUGCAUAUUUUUGGAGAGCCAGGAGACUGCUCCACAGCGCAGUGACUGAAGGGAAGAGAGCACUGGCCCAUGUGAUUGCCAGAAGAAUGGCAGCUGUAAACCAGCUGGACAUCAGAGAUUCAGGCGGAAAGACAGCGCUUCACUUGUCAGCCCAGAGGAACCAGCACUUAAUGGUGGCUGACCUGCUCUUCUUUGGUGCCAAUGUCAACCUAAGGGACAAGUCUGGGAAGACGUGCCUCCAUCUCAGUGCAGAAAACGGCUACGUCAGAGUCCUGGAGGUUUUGAGACAAGCGGUACAUAACGGCAUGUAUUUGGACAUCGAAGCCAGAGAUGCGAACGGGAUGAGCGCGCUGCAGUGUGCCUUGAACGCACUGGAUGCAAACACCAGGGCUCUGGGGGGGAGCGUGGCCCCCAGCCAGAUGAGGCUGCACAUGCUGUGCAGGGAGCAGCUCCUGGACUCCCUGGAGUGCAUGCUUCACAUGGGGGCCGGCUGGCGCGGCCCGGGCCCCGCCCAGAGCUACGCACUCGCUGACCAUGAGGGCCAGCUGGCCCGUAGCUCCGUGUGGGUCCGGCCCACGGAGGGAGCCCUGCUGUAGGGGCACCAACCUGACACAGUGUGGGAGGUAAAUCCACAUUUAUUUCUGCCAAGAAAGGCAGCCCCGAGAACUGACAGUACAUGUUUUUGAGUCGGCACAAGCCUGAGCACAUCUUGGAACAAAGGUCCUUUUGGCCUGAGCAAGAACCCAUUAGCCUUAAAGAAAACCCACCUGCCAUUGACAGAUCAGUUCAGUUUGCAUGAUGCUUAUAUGCUGUUCCAAGGUAUGCCUCAGAUUUUGCGUAAUGCAACCAGAGUUAUAAAAGACAGGCACCUGGGGACAGACCCUCGGAUUCCGAUGACCUUUUGCAAGACUGGUUUCAUGUUAGUUGGUUUCUGUGAAACUUCCAUAGUUUGUUAAAUUAAUGCAGUAAAGUUGAAAAACUGAAAGUGUAGCGAGUCACUGCUUCAGUAAAGUGACCCAGAUGCAUAGUAAUAUUUCUCUGCUUCUUGUCUGCAGACAGAUGAAGCAAUUUCAGUGAGUACAAAACUGAUGGUGAUUAUGCUGACAGUCAACAUUUACAGUUAAGCUUCAGCUGAUGUUUUCUAACUAUUUCCUGCAAUUUAUGAUGAUUAAACAAAGGUACUUUCUAAAGAUAAACCUAUCAGAGUAUUUCCUAUGGGAUUGUUUAGAGAGUGUAGUUAGAUUCAUUGUACUUGGAGGAGUAUCUGCUUCUAGAAAUACAUUUAUAGUUUUAAGGAUGUUUUUCAGAUGUCCAGGUAUUAUAUGUUAUGAAACAUAUAGUUUUAGUUUGAGAAAUGCAAUAGUGUAAACCAUAAUUAUUUUACCUAGACCAGGAUAAGCAGUGGAUGAAUAAGAAAAUAAACGUAAUGAAUUAUUUUACAGGGUUGCAUACGCACACCGGCUAAGCAAGCAACCUUACUAAAGGACCUGUAACAUUAUAUGUAUUGAACCUGUCAGACUGACGUAGAUCAAAUAAAGGACAAAGUGGAAAAGAAAAA